Messenger RNA from Dinoponera quadriceps, 2518 nucleotides. RefSeq names its product elongation of very long chain fatty acids protein AAEL008004-like. The transcript is spliced from 4 exons. The record is from RefSeq and is a predicted model, not a curated record. Gene Ontology annotation, biological process: sphingolipid biosynthetic process; fatty acid elongation, monounsaturated fatty acid; very long-chain fatty acid biosynthetic process. Gene Ontology annotation, molecular function: fatty acid elongase activity. The coding region runs from base 238 to 1236 and encodes 332 amino acids. Lineage: Eukaryota; Metazoa; Arthropoda; Insecta; Hymenoptera; Formicidae. Gene Ontology annotation, cellular component: endoplasmic reticulum membrane.
CUCACUACCCGUCGCGUUCUCGCGUGCCUAGGUGUCUUUAUUUGUUAUCGGUGGUACACUUGCAGCACACUACCUCGUGACUGCUCGUAAUAUUCAACAAUAUUUCUCGUAUCUCGCCGUGCGCGAACUCUGAAUAUCUCUCUCUCCCUCUGGGAGCGCACAGCACCCUCCUCACAUCGGCGAUCAUCAUCGUGCUUUGUAAGGGAAGAGAUCGAAUUACGGCGAGAGUGAUACGAAAUGGCGCAAUUAGUGCGAAUAAUUUACGAUGGCUACCGGGACCUGAUGGACAACAAAAGCGACCCGAGAGUCAACAACUGGUUCCUGAUGAGCAGUCCGUUUCCCACGCUAACGAUUUGUCUGUUUUACGCCUAUUUCGUCAAGGUCCUGGGGCCGAAGCUGAUGGAGAACCGGAAACCCUUUGAUCUCAGAAGAGUGAUGAUAUGGUAUAAUCUCUUCCAGGUGAUUUUCUCUUCGUGGCUGUUCCACGAGAGUGUGGUUUCUGGCUGGGGAGGACAUUACUCCUUCAGAUGUCAGCCGGUUGAUUACUCGGAUAACCCACUCGCGUUGCGUAUGAUGAACGGUUGUUGGUGGUACUACAUCUCCAAAUUCAUCGAAUUAUCGGACACGAUUUUCUUCGUGCUCAGGAAGAAGAACGAUCACAUUACUACUCUCCACGUCAUUCAUCACGGCUGUAUGCCAAUGUCCGUCUGGUUCGGAGUUAAAUUUACACCCGGCGGCCACAGCACCUUCUUCGGUUUCCUCAACACCUUUGUACAUAUCAUAAUGUAUUCGUAUUAUCUUCUGGCGGCACUGGGACCACGAAUACAGCCGUUCCUCUGGUGGAAGAAAUACCUGACGGCUUUGCAGAUGGUUCAGUUCGUUUUUGUAAUGAUCCACGCCUUCCAGCUCUUUUUCAUCGAUUGUAAUUAUCCCAUGGCCUUCGUCUGGUGGAUCGGAAUGCACGCCGUGAUGUUUUACUUCCUCUUCCGCGACUUUUACGUGGAAGCUUACAAAAAAAAGAAAUCGAAUAUCGCAAUAAACAUGCGGAAAGAGAAGAACAUUGAAGAUAAAAAACGUCAAAGACAGCAGCCGCAAAGCAUUUUAAAUGACUUUACAGAAAAAACCAAUGUCAACGAUAUUAUAUAUGCAAAUCAAUAUAAAAUGGCCACAGGUUAUAUCUCGGAUAGCGGGCUAAGAAAUCGCGUGUUUAUCGACAACCGAGGCUUCGACGAAUGACAAACCGAUGUUCAAGGGGACUUCAAUCAUAUUAUUCAUUUAUUCAUCGAGUUCAUUUAUUCGAUAGUGAAUUAUCGAACAGAUCGUUCUGUUGCGUUGUAGCAUUCGUUACAUUCGUGACACGAUCGAGUAAGAAUUCAAAGUCAAGAUGUAAGCACAUCCGAAAGAUAUCCAAAGAAACGCCGGAGAAAGGGAAGAAGAAGAACGCGCUAAACGCUAACAUAUCCGUGCGGAAUUUUAGAAAAUCUGAGUGUCGAACAGUACUUCGACAUAGUGUCUUGCACUUUUGCGGAUGAUUCUAUCGUUUUUUGCGUUAACCGAAUUGGAGUAUUACGCGUACAUAUGCGUAUCCUGGCUUAUCCGGGAAUAAAAGUAGAUAAAUAAUUAAAGAUAAUUAAGCGUCAACGGCUCAAAUAAAUUGCUGUAACAAGGCUGCCGAAGUAAUAAUAGGUCACUCUUCUCCAUUAGGGCGUUGAAGCGCAUCGAUUCUUCCGCGGAUUAUCUCUUUUCCGUAAAGAACGUUCUAAAAUUGUCGAUUGUACGACCGAGUUAUUAAAUCUCCUUUGUACUCGUUAUUACAUUGUAUGUCGAACAAAUUUUCAGCGUGCAAUCAGUAUCUGUGAUAGCUACUUCUGGCCACGACUUAACAAGUAAAAAAAAAAUAACAAAUAACCUCUGAUAAAACUUUAAUAAAUCGUUUCAUUUUUAACUAACGAAUAUCAUUUCAUUUUUAACUAAUAAAUUUUUAACUAAUAAAUAUUGCUUUUUUUAAUCGUUUUUGAUAAUCUCAAGUGCAAAUUAUGUACUGUAUACUUCUAAAAAUAUUAAUAACUACAUCGUAAUUUAUACAUUUAUGCGCAUGUGUCUGAAUAUAAAUAUGAAUAAGAUUAAUAUCAAAACACAUGUGUCGCGCUGUUCUCUAAAUUAUUGUGAAAAAAUCCAAGUGGCAUUUGUAGAAAUUUAUAUCAUGAGAUAAAUACCAAUUAAAGCCAUUAAACAAUAUUUCGUCAUGCCUCUGAAAUGAAACAAUGUUUCAAAAACUUGCCUCACGUUUCAUGACAAGACGAUUGAAUAAAAUUAUUUGUCGUGUUGGCAAUAAUAAUAAGAUCAGAAGCGUAAUAUUUAUUCUUUAUAUAGAAUUACUAUAAAAUUAUUGUUCUCUUUAGUGUAUUUUUUUAAGUUCUCGGAGGUAAAUCUUAUCAUCAAUUAAUUGAAUUCUAUAUUUAAUUAAUUUCGAUUGAUAAAAUGAAAAAGUUCUGUUAGUUAACAAUAAGGAUUUUUA